AUACCCCACACCUCACCCUAAUAGGAAAAAAAAUAAUUGGGGUCUUCCUUCAUAAAUAGUAGCUUCAUAUUCCUCUAUUCGAUACACCACCUCCCUCAAAGCAAAUCACAAUACAUUAGUCUUUCUUCAUAUUUAAUUUCUUCCAUAAAAUACCAUACCAAAAUUAUGGGCAUCAGAAAAUCAAACAAGCUUCCACAAGUUGUACUUUUGAAGCAAAUUUUGAAAAAGUGUUCGAGUUUGGUUAAGAAGCACGAACACCAACUUCCAUUUGACGUGCCCAAAGGUCAUUUUCCAGUUUACGUGGGAGAGAAUCGUACUCGAUACAUCGUACCUAUUUCUUGCUUGACUCAUCCCGGGUUUCAAUGCCUCCUUCGUUGCUCCGAGGAAGAAUUUGGGUUCGAUCAUGACAUGGGCCUCACAAUUCCUUGUGAAGAAUUCAUUUUUCAAUCACUAACUUCCAUGCUGAGAUAGUUAAUUUUGAUUUAAGUGAAGAAGGAUGUGUUCAAGAUGAAGCAAUUUAAUCUUUUUUUAUAACAUCUUUCUUCACUUUUUUUUUAAAAAAUUGUGAGUUUCUUCUAACCCUGACCUAGGAAUCACAUGGAUAUUAGUAAAAAAUUUUUAUGGGUUAGUUGGAAUCUUUUUCCUUGCAGUGGAGUUCUUGAGCACCCUGUGACUGUGAGAGAAGUGAACUGAAUGUUUCACAAUCAAUUUAAUUUGCCAUUUUGUAUACAAAUCUCUCUGUAUUUUUACUGCAUCAUUAUGAAUUUUUUAAAUCCAAUUGAGCAUAAUUGAAAUUGGUAAUAUUGAGUAAAAGCAAUGAUAUGA
Messenger RNA from Solanum dulcamara, 825 nucleotides. RefSeq names its product auxin-responsive protein SAUR50-like. The record is from RefSeq and is a predicted model, not a curated record. Bases 166 to 471 code for a protein of 101 amino acids. The transcript has a single exon. Lineage: Eukaryota; Viridiplantae; Streptophyta; Magnoliopsida; Solanales; Solanaceae. Gene Ontology annotation, biological process: response to auxin.